Molecule: messenger RNA, 1665 nt
Organism: Penicillium daleae
Lineage: Eukaryota; Fungi; Ascomycota; Eurotiomycetes; Eurotiales; Aspergillaceae
Product: Zn(II)2Cys6 transcription factor domain-containing protein
Exons: 4
Coding region: 1-1665 (554 amino acids)
Biological process (GO): regulation of DNA-templated transcription
Molecular function (GO): zinc ion binding; DNA-binding transcription factor activity, RNA polymerase II-specific
Source: RefSeq, a predicted model, not a curated record
AUGGGUGGCAUUCCGUGGCAGAGCAAGGGUUGUAGGACGUGUCGGAAGCGGAAGAUCAAGUGCGAUCAACAGGAACCUGAGUGCGCACGGUGCCUAAAGACGGGCGUCAAGUGUUUAGGCUACGAUAGGGACCGCUUCUUCGUUCAUCAAGUCACGACUGGAAAGUCCAAACGAUCCACUAAUUCCAACGCUACUGGUGGUGGUGGUCCUGGUGCUUUCUUCAAGGGCGCGGGGAAGCUUCAAGUCGCUAAGCGGCCUCCGUUACGGCCGCAACAGCAGCAGCAUCAGCAGCAGCCAUGGAUUAUACCGCAGGCUGUGGCAUCGGGGCCAGCGAUGCGGAGCCAGGUGUUUUCCGAGUUUGCCAAUAUCUAUUUCCCGCAGAGCAUUGAUACAAGCUACGCGCUGGAUGUGUGGCAUUAUCUGAUCUCCGGGUUUUCCGCGCUGCCGAAGAAGACGGAGAUGCUGGACAAGGCGAUUGCGGCCCUGGCAUGCUUCUACCUCGGCAAGCUGCGAAAGGAUAACCGUCUGUUUAACCAUGGCAUUCAGUUGUAUAAUAGUGCCAUUCGCCAUCUGUCGGCCAUGAUGAGUCAAAAUAGCUAUUGCGACGAUAUCGUGUAUACGACGAUUGUUUUUCAAGAAAUAGAGUCAUGUUACUGCCCCCACGGACUGCAUGUAUGGGUUGCGCAUAUUGCGGGUACCAAUGCAAUCCUCAGGCAUUUCCGUCGAAAAGCAGGCAAGAACCCCUUGAUCGACGCCAUUUAUAAUCAACAUCAAAAAUUACGAAUACUAUUCUCGACCACGGGCACGGGCAUGUCCCCAGAAGAUUAUGACUACCUCACAAAACCCUGCGACGAUCGACCCGUGAACGGCUUAAUGAAAUUCUACGGCGAGGCUUCGCCAAUAGUAGACGCAAUUAACACGGUCGAUGCCUCAGACUAUCAAGCCUGUAACGCAGUCCUUGCCAAGUGUAUCGCACACAAAGACGCCCUGAUGGCAUGGUACGCAGCUCACAAGAAGGAUUUCGGCGGAGGACCGUCGGAAUGCAAGCCAGGCACAAUAUUGAAUCCACGACUUCCUCCGACAGACGAUUUAUUCGGAACUUCCUACCGCUUCUCAUCGCUCGAUAAUGCAAAACUACAUAUUGUGUUCUGGGUCGCGUUGUCCAUCAGCCACCGCAUGAUCUACGAAGCCCGCGGCCUCGUCUUAUCCCACAGUAACACACCCAGCACACCUACCGACCGCACCCAAGACGUGGACUUGUUACUUUCAAUGUUCUACCACGACGAGAUUGGCCGCUCCGUUCCGUACUGUGUACAGGACAGCAUGAAAUCAUGGGGUUUCUCUACGCUACUCUGGGGCCUAAGUCAAAUCCUGAAUCCCUACGCAGAAGCCGGGAAUUGGGAUAAGUUUGUCUGGUGUCAGACUGCGUUGAUGCUUGGUUCUGAGCGGGGAUAUGAGUCUGCAGUCCGGCUAAAUGAGAUAUUUUGGGCUGUGUGGCACCGGGUAAAUCCUCGACAACAGAGAUUCAUGGCGUUGUCGCUGCGGGACUUUGAUCCGCAGUAUGACAAGCAGAAUCUCAAUACCCCGAAACAGCAUUAUAUGAAGCUUAUGGAUGCGACGGUGGAGCCGACGAUGUUGGAUGGGCCGCCGGAGGAGAGUUUAUAG